Pseudogymnoascus destructans is the source of this 1147-nucleotide messenger RNA. RefSeq lists its product as uncharacterized. Bases 442 to 933 code for a protein of 163 amino acids. The record is from RefSeq and is a predicted model, not a curated record. Gene Ontology annotation, molecular function: succinate-semialdehyde dehydrogenase (NAD+) activity. The transcript has a single exon. Lineage: Eukaryota; Fungi; Ascomycota; Leotiomycetes; Thelebolales; Thelebolaceae.
UGAUUGUAUUGCUUAAGGAACCACUGUAUAGUGGCCUUUUGUGUAGGUUUCGGAUGGUGAGAUCGAUGCUAGGUUCGGAGGGCUUUUCGCUGUUCGAGAGUCAUAGAAUAGAGCUUUUUCGAAGGCAUUUUGAAGGUAUUCUAAAAGUAGUCUAGUAAUUAGUUUAAGUCCAUAAUCGGAAAAGGGACUUAAUAUUGUGUGUAUUGUGAUUUGUAUGACGAAUGGAAGGAUCCCAAGAAAGUUAUCGAGUUAUCUAGAAAACCGACUAAUCGUGUAUCGACUUAACGAGAUAAUACUGUAUGACAGCUGCGGAGACGUUACACGUAGUCUUGUGUACCAUAGUGCACUAUUGUUUUGAAAGUGGACCUUGAUGGCAACUUGGCAUCAAAGGAUGCCAAAACACAAUACUUGGGAGAUACCUGUGAGAACGAAACCGACGCCAUGCUACAAAACGGUACCGAGAUGGCAUCAAAUGACACUAACGGCGAUGCACCUUCGCAAAUCGCCGUCCCCUCCUGGAUCAACGGCAUCGAGGAGACCGGCCCCUCAACCUUCGACGUAAUAAGCCCCUACACCAACACCACCUUCUGGACCAGCACCUCCGCCACCCCCUCCGACGCCCUGCGCGCCGUCGACGCCGCAUCUGCCGCCUUCCCCGCCUGGUCAGCGACUAAGCCCACCGCGCGGCGCGACAUCCUCCUCCGCGCAGCCGACCUCCUCGAGGAGCGCACCGAGGCCAAUGCCGAAAUCAUGCGGACGGAGAUGGGUGCCGACGUGGGCGCCUCGCAGUUCUUCGUCGUGCCCCUCGCUAUCAAGAUGCUCCGCGACGUCGCAGGUCGCAUUACCUCCGUCUGCGGCAGCGUGCCCACUGUGGAAGAGGAGGGCCAGAGCGCCAUCGGUAUAAGGAGCCCAUGGGUGUCAUCCUCGGGAUAGUUCCUUGGUUAGUUAGAUCCCCGCUUCCUUUCCCGCGUUUGACGCCCCCCAACACCGCUGCUCGCUAUCGAUCCUAUGCUUUCCCCCCCGUCUCCAGGAACGCGCCCUACGUCUUUGGCAUCCGCUCCGCCGCCACCGCCCUCGCCGGCGGUAACACCACAGUGCUGAAAUCGUCCCACCUCUCCCCGCGCUGCUACUGGGCCAUUGGAUGCGC